UCUUGCACGAGGAAUGGCCUCAGAAGGGAAGAACAAGCUUCAGAAAAAGAAAAGCGCGGGGCGCACGGCGCGCGUGGACGACGGCGGAGGGAGCGCGGCCGGGGACUACCUGGUGGGACAGGUCGCCGACAGCCUGUUACGUGGCGUGCGCGCUCCGCGAGGCAGCGACACCACGCUGACCGCCCUCUUCAGCGCCUCCGCGCCGCGGGCCCUCCCGGUGUACAUCCCCGCGCCACAGGAAGCCUCGCGGAAGCGGGGGCGCGAGCCGCGGGAGGAGAGCCCACCCCAGGGUCGCAGGCCACUUUUGCAAAAGACGAAAGCGAGGAAGAAACUGUCCGAGACGGAGGCCAGGUUGGCCAACAGGGAAAGUGCUCUAGCAAGUGCUGAUUUAGAAGAAGAAAUUCAUCAGAAACAGAAAGGGAAAAAUUCCCAGUCUAGUAUUAAAGUAACUGAUAGACACAGCUACAAUGUAAGUCAAAGAAAGAAAAUUGAGAUCAAUCAAGAAGAAGAAAGAUUAAAGAAUGAGAGGACUAUAUUUGUUGGGAACUUGCCUGUCACAUGUAAUAAGAAGAAACUGAAGUCAUUUUUUAGGGAGUAUGGACAAAUAGAAUCUGUGCGGUUUCGUUCUCUAAUUCCAGCAGAAGGAACUCUAUCCAAAAAGUUGGCAGCAAUAAAACGUAAAAUUCAUCCUGAUCAGAAAAACAUUAAUGCUUAUGUUGUGUUUAAGGAUGAGAUUGCUGCUACAAAAGCACUGAAAAGAAAUGGGGCCCAAAUUGCAGAUGGAUUUCGUAUUCGAGUUGAUCUUGCAUCUGAGACCUCGUCUAGAGACAAGAGAUCAGUAUUUGUGGGGAAUCUCCCAUUCAAAGUUGAAGAAUCUGCUGUGGAGGAGCAUUUUUUGGACUGUGGGAGUAUUGUGGCAGUGAGGAUUGUGAGAGACCCAGUUACAGGAGUAGGCAAAGGAUUUGGCUAUGUGCUCUUUAAGGACACAGAUGCUGUUCAUCUUGCUCUGAAAUUAAAUAAUUCUGAGCUAAUGGGAAGAAAACUCAGAGUCAUGCGUUCUGUGAAUAAGGAAAAAUUAAAACAGCAAAAUUCAAAUCCAGGUUUGAAAAAAGUCAGUAAACCUAAGCAGAGUCUUAAUUCUGCUUCCAAAGAUGCAGGACAUUCUAAACGUGUAUUUAUUGGAGAAAAGGCUGUUCUGAUUAAAAAGAAGAAGAAAGGACAGAAGAAAAGUAGACAGGCUAAGAAACAGAGAAAACAGAAGUAGCCGUUGGAAGCCUAUGCUCUCUUUCCUGUAGAGGACUGCUGAUUUAAGUGGAUGAACCCAGGAAUUGAGUCAGGAUGUUUAUGGAUCCUAUGUGUGAAAUAUGAAGACUUCCACAGCCUUAGUUGGUUUGCAUCAUAAUGCUACCUUUGCAGCAUUUGUUUUUAGAUGCGCAAACUAGUUACCAUGGAUUAUGUGUCACUACUAAAGGUACAAGAGAUGACUUUGGACCUAAGAUGAAUGUUAAGAUUUUAAUGAUUAUUUAUUAGUUUAUAUUAGAAAUACACAUUUUUAUACUUCAGAUGGUGAUUGCAAGAAUAUUAUUACUUGGAAUGAGACUAAGUUAAAAAGUAAGUAAACUUAAAAGCAAAUCUUAAUACUGAUUGCACUUAGACCACGUCUAAUAGCCUCAAAGUGGGAAUGCUGAUCCCAAGUCUAGUCAUAAACCCUGAGAAAGAUUCAAGAACUGUUGUAGAAUAUCUACUCAUUUUUCUUUCCUUGCACUUGAGACAGUGUACUUCUGUAUUCUUAUCUCAUUCCACUAACCCAAUAAUAACUAACCAACAAGAAUAUAAAA
Molecule: messenger RNA, 1838 nt
Organism: Marmota flaviventris (yellow-bellied marmot)
Lineage: Eukaryota; Metazoa; Chordata; Mammalia; Rodentia; Sciuridae
Gene: Rbm34
Product: RNA binding motif protein 34
Biological process (GO): maturation of LSU-rRNA from tricistronic rRNA transcript (SSU-rRNA, 5.8S rRNA, LSU-rRNA)
Cellular component (GO): nucleolus
Molecular function (GO): rRNA binding
Source: RefSeq, a predicted model, not a curated record